AUGUCUAAGACUACUAAGGUUUCCACCAAGGCUGAGAAGCCCUCCAAGACCGUCAACAAGGUCAAGGACGCUGCCGUUACCAAGGCCACCAAGGCCAAGACCGCCGCCAAGGAGGACAAGACCUCCAAGAAGAACAAGAAGAAGGAGCCUACCCCUAGCAGCUCCGAGUCCGAGUCCGACAGCGAUGAGGAUAUGAAGGAUGCUUCCAGCUCUAGCGAGUCUGAGUCCGAGUCUGAGGAGGAGAAGCCCGCCCCCAAGAAGACCGAGAAGAAGGCCGCCGCUAAGGCUGAGUCUUCUGACUCUUCCGACUCUUCCGAGUCCGAGUCCGAGUCUGAGUCCGAGUCCGAGGAUGAGAAGCCCGCUCCCAAGAAGGCUGAAAAGAAGGUCGCUGCCAAGGAGUCUUCCGACUCCUCCGACUCCUCUGACUCUGAGUCUGAGGAUGAGAAGCCCGCUCCCAAGAAGGCUGAAAAGAAGGUCGCUGCCAAGGAGGAGUCUUCCGACUCCUCCGACUCCUCUGACUCUGAGUCCGAGUCCGAGGAUGCCAAGAAGGCCGAGUCUUCCGACUCUGAGUCUGGUUCUGGCUCCGACAGCUCUGACUCCGAGUCUGAGUCUGAGAAGGAGACUGUCUCCAAGAAGCGCAAGGCUGAUGACGAACCCGAGGCUGUUGCCAAGAAGUCCAAGACUGCUGAUGCUCCCGAGGGUGCCUCCGCCAACCUCUUCGUUGGCAACCUCUCCUGGAACGUCGACGAGGAGUGGCUCCAGCGUGAGUUCUCCGAGUUCGGUGAGCUCUCCGGCUGCCGCAUUGUCACCGACCGUGAGUCUGGCCGCUCCCGUGGCUUCGGCUACGUCGAGUUCACCAACGCUGCCGAUGCCGCUAAGGCCAUGGAGGCCAAGAAGGGUUCCGACCUCGACGGCCGUACCAUCAACCUUGACUACGCCACUGGCCGCCAGAACAACCAGCAGGGGACCAGCCCCGAGAGCGACACUCUCUUCGUUGGCAACCUUCCUUUCAGUGCCACUGAGGAUGCUCUCCACGAGGUUUUCGGUGCCCAGGGCAGCGUCCUCGGCAUCCGUCUGCCCACCGAGCAGGAGACCGGACGCCCCAAGGGCUUCGGUUACGUUCAGUUCUCUUCCAUUGAUGAGGCCAAGGCCGCCCACGGUGCCCUCCAGGGUGAGGAGAUCGAGGGUCGUGCCAUCCGUCUCGACUUCAGCACUCCCCGUCCCCAGGGUGGUGACCGUGGUGGCUUCGGCGGCCGUGGUGGUGGUCGCGGUGGUGGCCGUGGCGGCUUCGGUGGUCGCGGCGGCGGCGGUGGCUUCGGCGGCCGUGGAGGUGGUGGCCGUGGAGGUGGCCGUGGUGGCUUCGGUGGUGGCCGCGGCGGUGGCCUCAACAAGGGCAAGGGCAGCAUCCCCGAGUUCAAGGGCACCAAGAUGACCUUCUAA
Penicillium canescens is the source of this 1440-nucleotide messenger RNA. Its product is annotated as putative nucleolin protein Nsr1. Gene Ontology annotation, molecular function: mRNA binding. The coding region runs from base 1 to 1440 and encodes 479 amino acids. The record is from RefSeq and is a predicted model, not a curated record. The transcript is spliced from 3 exons. Gene Ontology annotation, cellular component: cytosol. NCBI's taxonomy places the organism in Eukaryota, Fungi, Ascomycota, Eurotiomycetes, Eurotiales, Aspergillaceae.